AUGGCAGACGGUCUGGAGUUUGCUUCAAAUUAUGAUCUCGCGGCCUUCAUCGUGCACUGCAUCGCAUUGCCAGUCCUCCUCGUCUGCAUAGUCGCAUCAACAUGUUUACUGCGGAGAUGGAAAGAUGCUGGGCUAUCGCUUCUGAUCACAUACAACGCUGCUGUGGUCUUGACCUUUAUAUCUUUCGCAUUUUGGAUCGCCGACAGCGUCGUCUACGCUAGGAUUCAGAGCUCGUAUGGCUAUCCGUCUUCCUGGAGACCCAUUCUGAUUCUCGACGUAUUCGCCAACUCAUUUGAUCUCAUCUUUCGAGUAGCCACCUUCGCCGUCGUGGUGUAUCUCGCUACCGUGUCUUUGUCGAGCUCCAAACGACGACAGGCUACCAAGUUCUUCGGCAUCGCGGUCGUGAUUGUGCUGUCGGCGUUGACCAUUGCUAACAUUGGCUUACGCGGCCACAACGAGGGUUUCACAGAAGCCUACUACGACAAUGACUUCGAGGGAUCGGCCCUCAGGCGAACAAUUGCCUACUGGGCAUCGCAGAUCUCUGGUGUCCAGAUGGCGUUUUAUGCGGUUUAUCUCCUCGCCAUGAUAGUGACUACAGUGGCGACAUUUCUGACGCGCAAUCCACCUCUGAUUAUUUCUGCCGCAUUUCUCCUGGCGAUUACCAUCCUGGAGAUCAUCCUCAACGCUUGGCAACUGUACAUCCAAGAUCAUCCCAUCACAUAUGUUGACGAGUUCAACUACGAUGUGUUCUACGACUACAGUGGUUCGGAGUACAUCUUGGAGAUCAUCUUGCAGUCCGUGCUGCUGGUCACCUUGUUGUUCGCGCCUCGGCCGUACAAGAGGUGA
Molecule: messenger RNA, 846 nt
Organism: Dissoconium aciculare CBS 342.82
Lineage: Eukaryota; Fungi; Ascomycota; Dothideomycetes; Mycosphaerellales; Dissoconiaceae
Exons: 4
Coding region: 1-846 (281 amino acids)
Source: RefSeq, a predicted model, not a curated record